Messenger RNA from Nicotiana tabacum (common tobacco), 2520 nucleotides. Its product is annotated as calmodulin-binding protein 60 B-like. Gene Ontology annotation, molecular function: calmodulin binding; DNA-binding transcription factor activity; sequence-specific DNA binding. The record is from RefSeq and is a predicted model, not a curated record. Gene Ontology annotation, biological process: regulation of salicylic acid biosynthetic process. Gene Ontology annotation, cellular component: nucleus. Lineage: Eukaryota; Viridiplantae; Streptophyta; Magnoliopsida; Solanales; Solanaceae.
UCACAAACUCUUCUUUUUUCUCACUAGUCUUUUGAGUGGACCCCACUUCACUAUCCCCCUGGUAUUUGACCCACCCAACUAUAGUCACCUAUCUCACCACACCGCUACCUCAAAAGGGCAAAAAACAAACUGUAAAACCAAUAAAUUCAGUGUUCAGUUAUUGAAAGAGAGAGAAAGAGGAAAAAACAGUGAAACCUCUAAAGACUCAAAACUAAACUUUCAAGAAUUACCAGUCAGGGUAUUUUGUCUAAAUGCAGACUAGGUAUAUGGAGAGGACAAAAUCUAUGAAGAGGAGCUUGGAGGGUGAUGAGGAGCAGCAGCCUGAGCGUAAAAGGCCUGCUUUAGCUAGUGUAAUUGUGGAAGCUCUCAAGGUGGAUAGCCUUCAAAGGCUCUGCUCAUCGUUGGAACCGAUUCUUCGGAGAGUUGUUAGUGAAGAGGUGGAACGAGCGUUGGCUAAAUUAGGACCUGCCAGAGUUGCUGGAAGGUCAUCUCCUAAGAGAAUUGAAGGGUCCGAUGGAAGAAACUUGCAGCUUCAGUUCAGGUCUAGGCUAUCUUUGCCUCUGUUCACUGGAGGCAAAGUAGAAGGGGAGCAUGGUGCUGCUAUCCAUGUUGUGUUGAUUGAUGCAGAUACUGGCCAUCUUGUGACUACUGGAGCUGAAUCAUGUAUAAAACUGGAUGUUGUUGUGCUAGAAGGUGAUUUCAACACUGAAGAUGAUGAAGGAUGGACGCAAGAAGAAUUUGACAGUCAUGUUGUUAAAGAGCGUGAAGGAAAGAGACCUCUUUUAACCGGUGAGUUGCAAGUUACACUCAAGGAAGGCGUUGGAACUUUAGGGGAUCUCACAUUUACAGAUAAUUCAAGUUGGAUAAGGAGCAGGAAAUUUAGACUUGGCAUGAAAGUUGCUUCUGGAUAUUGUGAAGGCGUACGCAUACGAGAAGCAAAGACUGAGGCUUUCACUGUUAAAGAUCACCGUGGAGAAUUGUACAAGAAACAUUAUCCACCAGCUCUAAAUGAUGAUGUCUGGAGAUUGGAGAAGAUAGGCAAGGAUGGUUCCUUCCACAAGAGGUUAAAUAAGGCUGAGAUAUUUACUGUCGAAGACUUCCUUAGGCUUGUGGUUAGAGACCCGCAGAAACUACGGAAUAUCCUUGGAAGCGGUAUGUCAAAUAAGAUGUGGGAUGCUCUAAUAGAGCAUGCAAAGACUUGUGUCUUGAGUGGGAAGCUUUAUGUUUAUUAUUCUGAUGAUUCAAGAAAUGUGGGUGUUGUUUUCAACAAUAUUUAUGAGCUGAAUGGCCUUAUAGCUGGUGAACAAUACUAUUCGGCAGAUUCACUUUCAGACAGCCAGAAGGUAUAUGUAGAUUCAUUGGUCAAGAAAGCGUAUGAUAAUUGGAAUCAAGUUGUUGAAUAUGAUGGCAAGUCAUUUUUGAAUAUUAAGCAAAAUCAAAAAGCAAGCUCUUCGAGGAACGAGCUUGCUGUUGGGCCAGUGGAUUAUCCCAACAACGUGGUUAAUCAGCUUCCACAAUCACGACUUCCUGUUUCAGUCCAAUCUGAGCAAUCUGCUAUGGACCCCAACUUGCUAAUUGGAGUUUCAGGUUAUAAUGACAGCAUGGUUGCUAGAAUGCCUAACCAAAGUCCGAUGAUGAAUUCUAAUUCCCGCUCACAGUUCGAGAGCACUCCAUUUGCUCCUCAGCAGCAAAUAACCAACACUCAUCAGCUCCAAAGUACGAGCUAUGACAACAAUGUUGGCCUGGCUCUUGGUCCUCCGCAAUCAUCUUCAUUCCAGACAAUGACCUCAUCUCUCCCACAAACCAAUCUUAAUCCUUUCGAGGACUGGUCACACAACAGGGACAAGGGAGUGGACGAGUUCUUGUCUGAGGAGGAAAUUCGAAUGAGAAGCCACGAAAUUCUUGAGAAUGAUGAUAUGCAACACUUGCUGAGACUCUUCAGCAUGGGAGGUGGCCUUGGCUCUGUCAAUGUGUCUGAAGACGGAUAUGGCUUCCCAUCUUUCAUGCCUUCACCAUCUCCUACUUUUGGUUAUGAUGAGGACCCCAAACGUUCAGGAAAAGCUGUUGUGGGUUGGCUGAAAAUUAAGGCUGCAAUGAGAUGGGGAUUCUUUGUGCGGAAGAAGGCAGCUGAGAGGCGGGCACAGAUUGUGGAACUGGAUGAUGAAUAAAAUAUAGCGCUUCGAGGCUUAACCACCGACCAUUUGAAGAACUAUUCACUAGGCCGUGGUGAUGCAGGUCCGAGUAAUUAGCUACACAGGAGUUUAUUUCCGAGGGAUUAGUGAAUUCGUUUUCAUUCUCUUUGCGUCAAAUAGUUUUUCAUGUACAGAAGCCUGUACAGUAAGUUCACUUUUAAUGCUCUCAUUGUUAACUCAAUUUGUGCUCUCUUUAUCUGUUUCAAGAUGUAAUGUAUUAGUCUGCAGACCCGAAGGGAAAUAUACUUUCAAAGAACUCGUGGCCCUCCUGUGUGUUGAAUUCUAUAGGAACUUUUAUGAUAAACAGGAUGCUGAUUGGCUUUUGCAA